Molecule: messenger RNA, 1113 nt
Organism: Peronospora farinosa
Lineage: Eukaryota; Oomycota; Peronosporomycetes; Peronosporales; Peronosporaceae
Source: the annotation of a GenBank genome assembly
AUGUGCACGACUUGUGCUGGAAAGCGUCAGGUACCGCAACAAACUAAGAGGCCCGAAUCGUGGCCUCGUGAGGGGAGAGACCCGGAUCGAGAACAUGUCCGCAAACCUCACCAGCGAGAAGAGAAGGUCUGCAAUCAGCCAAGAUCGUCGGGUCGUGCGACGAGAGUUGAGCACAUGGAGCCCGAGGAGAAGGCACGUCACCAACGACGAAUUCAAAAUUUGUCGCAAAAUGCUCAAGGACAGCGAUUGACAAUCCGUGAACUACCAUCUAAGCGCUGUGAUAGUCGGAAAGACACGCAUGAACCGCUAACACGUGACGAUAGAAGGCGAAGAUCGACGCAAACAACAGAAUCACAGCAAGAAGCUGCUCGUCGGUGCAGUUUACAGCAACAAAAUACAAUUUAUCGCGUGUCCAAGGAGUCGGUCAUGCCGAAUCGCUCAGUCAGCACGAAUAAAAUCGAGACUCAACCAUAUUGGACUUCUGCCGGAACUUCGAGUCGUAAAAGCAACUCUAGCGGCGGACAAUCUGAGCCUCGCAGAUCGGAAGAGAAGAGUCAGCGGCUAAGCACGACAGCCGAUAUCCUUGGGAUGUCCCGGGCACUUGAAUUGCCACCCAAUUACUUCGACAUGAGCUCAUCGUCGCAAACAUUUUCAGCAAUGAGAUCGCCGGAACAAGACGCGCUAGACUGUAGACAAAAGCUACGUAGCUCUACGGAACAAGACGCGCUAGACUGUAGACAGAAGCCAAGUAGCUCUACGGAACAAGACGCGCUAGACUGUAGACAGAAGCCAAGUAGCUCUACGGAAACAAGGCAAAGCAGAAGAAGAACGACAACGGCAUUGCCUCAACUGGAGCUCCAGAAGCAAGACGAAACAGAAGAAGAGCGAGAACGACGACGAAGUGCCUCGUACGCUCGUAUGCUUUUGCGGAUGCAACGUCACUAUGAUGCGGUGCAGGUGAAUGGAAACCAAGCUUGUCCUACCACAGCUCCGCCACGACGGAUUCGUACGACACGACAGGGAAAGUCGACCGUGGUCCGUGACGUCAAGGAUGACCCCACCAAAUUUGCCAUCGAUCUUGACUACCUGAGUGCUUACAAGGAUGCCCGAUAG